Molecule: messenger RNA, 1920 nt
Organism: Adineta steineri
Lineage: Eukaryota; Metazoa; Rotifera; Eurotatoria; Adinetida; Adinetidae
Source: the annotation of a GenBank genome assembly
AUGAGUCAAGAAGAUACUCAAUCAUGUAUUCAUCAUUUGAUUUGGCUAGAUCAUAAUAUUGAAAAUAAUUCUAAUCGUCGAAAUUUGAAACAAUUACAUGAACUCGAUGAUCAGAUCAAAUCUUUCACGGAUAAAGAACAAUGUAUCGAUUAUAUAACCAGACAAAAUACUAGCAAAACAAAACCUUAUAUUAUAUUAAUUAUAUCUGGUAGACUUAGUGAAGAAGUUAUACCAUAUAUACAUGAUUGUAUAUGUCUUUUUGACAUAUUUAUCUUUUGUGCUGAUGCAGAACGUUUAAAACAUUUAAGAUUUGCAAAACUCCGUGCAAUUUGUACAGAUUUUUAUGAAUUAUUUGAUAGAAUUCAAAACUGUAUGGAUAGAAAUAAAUUUACAAUUGAUUUUAGUUUAUUUAAUAACACUGAAAAUAAUACAACUUCAGAAAACAAAUUAGUUGAAGAAAAAUCCGAAGAACAAUAUCCCAUUCGGAAUUUAAAAGAAGAUCAAGCACGUUUUCUUUGGUUUUAUAAAUGUCAUAAUUUUAUGAUGGAACUUGAAGAUGAUAAUGAACAAGCUAAACAAGAAAUGAUAUCAUCUUGUCGAAAAAAAUAUAAAGAUGAUGAACGAGCAUUAACAACAAUCGAUGAAUUUGAAAAUCAAUCAUUAGAUGAUAAUGCAAAAAAUGCUAUUUCAUGGUAUACAAAGAAUUCUAUUAUAUUUCGAUGUAUUAAUGAAGUACUAGUUUCAGGAAAUAUUUCAAAAAUAUAUUCGUAUCGUUAUAUUAUCAAAUUACUUUGUCGACAAUUAAAAGAUUUACAUGAGACAUAUAAAAAAAUAAAUUCAGAAAAUAUCCUUCGUCUUUACCGUGGUCAACGAUUAAAAUUAUCCCAAAUUCUUUUGAUUUCAAAACAUAAAAAUGAUCUUAUUUCAUUGAAUGGUUUUAUAUCGACAUCGUUAGAAGAAGAUAUUGCAAAAAGAUUUUGUUUCGGUCGUUCAAUAAAAGAUCAUGAGCCUGUUAUAUUUAUUAUUGAUAUUGAUAUGACUAAUGAACAAAGUACGGCAUUUGCUGAUAUUAGUAAUCUUAGUCGAUAUCCCGAUGAAGAAGAAAUACUUUUAUCAAUAGGAUCUAUAUUUUGUAUUGAAUCUGUUCAUCUUGAUGAUACUAAACAAUUAUAUCGUAUUCAUCUUUCAUUAAGUCAACAUAAUAAAUUAACUGUUAAUAAAUAUAUUGAACAAACAUUUGCAAAAGAAAUUGAUUCUAUAAAUCAAUCAGUUGUUUUUGGAAAACUUCUUUUUGAUAUGGGAGAAUAUCAAUUUGCAAUUGAAUAUUUAAAAAAUCGAAUUAAUUAUCUAUCGGAUAAUGAUAAUCAUUAUCGAGCUACUUAUUUUAAUAAUAUUGGUGUAUGUUAUAAUGAAAUUGGAAAGAAAGACGAAGCGUUAAAAUAUUAUAAAGCUGCAAAUCAAAUUUAUCAACAAGCAAAUAAUCAUCGUGGAAUAGGCGCAUGUUGUCAUAAUAUAGCAAGUUAUUAUUAUAAUCAAGGAGAUAAUGAAACUGCUCUUGGUUGGGCAUUAGAUGCUUUAGAAAAACGACAAAAAUAUCAAUUAGAAAAAGCGUCAACUCUUGAUCUUCUUGGUUGUAUUCAAUUAGCAAAAUAUGAUGUAGAAGCUGCAAGUAAUAAUCUUCAAGAAGCAUUAAGAAUACGUAUAAAAUAUCUCGGACAAAUUAAUCCAAAUCAUCCAGAUAUUGGACUUAGUUAUCGAAAUCUUGGUAAACUUGAUACAAAAUUAUCAUCAUUUAUUGAUGCUCAACAUAAUUAUUUACGAGCCGAAGAAAUCUUUCGGCAUAAUUAUCCAAAAUCACAUCCAUUAGUUAUAGAAAUUGAACUAUACCUACAGGGAAUUAAACAAUAUUUUUCACAUUAA